This is a messenger RNA of Entrophospora sp. SA101, 225 nucleotides long. NCBI's taxonomy places the organism in Eukaryota, Fungi, Glomeromycota, Glomeromycetes, Entrophosporales, Entrophosporaceae. The record is from the annotation of a GenBank genome assembly.
AUGGUUCUUACAAAAGUGCUAGCUCGUUCCCCUGCCGUUCGAACCCAAGCUGUUAGAUUUCCUCGUACAGGAGUACGUAAAUCUUCGUAUUAUCAUUUUGAGAAUGAAGAUGGUUAUCAUCUUCCUUUUAGUACAAAAAGUAAAACUGGUUUAGCCAUUAAAAUGACACUAUUCUUUGGAACUGGUUUUUCUUUACCAUUUAUUGCUGGAAUGUGGCAAUUGUAA